Molecule: messenger RNA, 3006 nt
Organism: Trichogramma pretiosum
Lineage: Eukaryota; Metazoa; Arthropoda; Insecta; Hymenoptera; Trichogrammatidae
Product: TBC domain-containing protein kinase-like protein
Exons: 12
Coding region: 229-2679 (816 amino acids)
Biological process (GO): activation of GTPase activity; protein phosphorylation
Molecular function (GO): ATP binding; GTPase activator activity; protein kinase activity
Source: RefSeq, a predicted model, not a curated record
CUGACACGCAAGUGCUCGCACUUAUCCAAGUGUAGAAAAUCAAAUUAAGAAUGGAGCGUGAAAAGUAGGCGAAUACUUUUUAAUCUACGUUAAAAUUUAAUAUGUAUAUUUUUUAUACAUAGAAUGUUACAUGAAAGUGCAUUUCUUUGAUUAACGUGAUAUUUACUAAAUAAAUAAAGCAGUAGGUUAUGUUGUGUUGAAAAAUAUUCCAAGUUGUACCAUUUAAAAAUGAGUCCUGCACUCUUGGAAAACGAAGAAAGAUGUUUUGGUGGAAUGACUUUUUUUGCACAAAGUCACCCAGCUGAACUUUGUGGAAGUAAUGGCCUUCCUCUCACACCUAACUCUAUUACAAUAUUGGGAAAAUCACAGUUUCUCAAAACAAUUAAUCAUCCUAAUUUGUGUUCAUAUUUGGAUAUAAUAAGAAGCAAGCAUGAGCGGACAAUUGUUGUGGCUGAGUAUUGUGGUAAGCCACUUGCUUCAUUGGAAAAUUUGUCCAUGGAUAAAGUUAUACGAAUAGCAUAUCAGUGUUUAGUAGGACUCAAGUAUAUGAAUAAAUUUGGACUAGUACAUAGUCACCUUAGUCCUGAAAAUAUUCUGGUUGAUAAAAAUGGAACUGUUAAAUUAUUUAACUUUGGAUUAUAUUAUAUGACAGAUCAUGGAAAAAAUGUAUCUUUUCCUAUUGGGUAUCCAAAAUAUACUGCACCAGAGAUCUUUCUCAGUAGUGGAAUGAGGAGUGUGAAAGUAGACUCUUGGUCAUUAGGAAUGAUCAUUGCAGAAUGUUUAUUAGGAUGUACUCUUUGGCCUGGAUACAAACUAUCACAGAGUUUAAGAAAAGUUCUCAGUUUAGUUCACACAGAAAACAGUAUAUUCGAAAGAAUUUCUCGUGAAAAUAAUUGUUUCAAUAUCUACGAGGACCUACCCGAAGAUGUUAGAGCUUUUGUGAACGAUUGCUUGCAAAUCUACCCGUCACAGCGAAAAACGCCGGAAACACUUCUAGAGCUUCCGAUUUUUCAAGAAUUUUUGAAGAAAGAUGAUCAAGACAGAGAAAACAGUUUAUAUGAAAAUGUUAUACAACGAAAAAUGGAUGAGCUCUAUUAUCUGUGGCAAUUGGCUGGAGGAGAUAUGACGAUAGAACUUAAGAGGCAAGGAUUGAUUCGCUCAAGGCCUCCAAUUUUAACGAUACCUAAUCUUGUCAUUUUGCUGGGCCAAAUGUUCGGUCGUCGCGAUAUAGCCGGCUUAUUAGAUUUGCGAGUCGUAAAAGUUUCACUUGAGCUGCUUUCUCAAAGGCUUUCCCAUAUACCUUAUGUAGCAAACUACCCCAGACUUUCUAAUCAUACGUACGCUCAAGAACCGAACGAUUUAACCGACACUGCGUCUCAGCUGCCGUUGAUUAUCCGAGAGCGAGAUACAGAAUAUCAGUUUUACAGAAUCGUAUUAUUUAAUAGAUUGCUUCAAAUUUAUCCAAUUACCAAAGACGCAAUAAAGCGAGAGGCGCACAAAGACAUUCCACCUCCGGUGAGAGGUGCCAUUUGGGCGGCUCUACUGGGCGUAUCCGGAGAUAUACAAACCAAAUACGACAUGAUUGAUAAAGAAACGCCUACUCACACUGAUCGGCAAAUCGAAGUCGAUAUUCCAAGGUGUCAUCAGUACAGCGAACUAUUGUCCUCUGGCGCUGGACAUGAGAGACUUCAAAGAUUACUCAAAGCCUGGGUCAGAGACAAUCCCCAUUAUGUAUACUGGCAAGGACUUGAUUCUCUUACGGCGCCCUUUUUAUUCCUCAAUUUUAACAACGAAGCUCGAGCUUUCGCCUGCUUAUCAGCUUUUAUUCCAAAGUAUUUGCAUAAAUUCUUUUUAAAAGAUAAUUCUGCCAUCAUACAGGAGUAUUUGAGUAAAUUUUCUCAGAUUAUUACCUUCCAUGAUCCGCAAUUAGCAAAUCAUCUGAAAUCAAUCACAUUUGUUCCCGAGCUUUUUGCCAUUCCUUGGUUCCUGACAAUGUUCUCUCAUGUAUUUCCGAUCCAUAAAAUUUUACAUUUAUGGGACAAGCUGCUGUUGGGCGAUUCUUCGUUUCCUCUCUUUGUUGGCCUAGCGAUUUUAAAACAACUGAGAGAUUUCUUGCUUGCUUCUGGAUUCAACGAAUGCAUUUUAUUAUUUUCCGAUCUUCCUGAAAUUGACAUUGAACUAUGUGUGAAAGAUUCGAUGUCAAUGUACCAAAAAACACCAUCCAGUAUAACUUAUCGCAAACACCAGUAUGAUCAGUCGAAAGCUGCGAAUUGGAACGAACCAGAAGUUGGAACGGAAAAAAUACCUAGAAUAAGUGUUGAAGAUCUGAUUUACUUGUUGGAAAAUAGUCCGGAUAAAGUUUUGGUAGUUGAUCUUCGAAAUAAUAUACAAUAUGAAAGAGGUGCCAUUGCUGGAAGUAUCAACAUUCCUUUUACUAGCGUUCAACUGGCUCAAGAUCGAAUCACUUCGCUCGGUCCGCAAGCCACUCCGCUCUCUGAAAAUAAAGAUCGGAUUGUUGUCGUAAUCGGGCCAAACGACCAAAACAGUGCAUUGUUCGCAGAAUUUCUUAUUGGAUGCCAAGUGUUUGGCGUCUGCUCAUUGCAAGGUGGAAUUUAUGCGUUACGCUCAAAAGCUUCAAAUCUAUUAUUGCCGACACGCAAAGAGAAAGGCUUUUUUUAAUGAAAAAUUGUAUAUGAAUAUUUUUUAAAUGCUACUACAAUCAUAAGUGACAUUUUUAGCCGCGUGGCCAAAACGAAAUCGUUAGGAAUUCACGAAAAAUAGUAUAAUAUGUAUAGAGAAUGUCUUAAAUUACGUGUUAAUUAUUUAUUUAAACCGUCGUAAUUGACAAUCAUGUGAUUAGAGGCAUACUUUUUUAUUUCUCUCUAUAAGUGAUAUUAUUCAAUUAUAUUUUACUACAUAAUGUAUAUUAAAUAAUGUAAAAUACGCCUUUGUUAUUCUAAGUGGUUUGGAUAUUGAAGAAUAAAGAAGUAAUAAAAAAAAUUAAAA